AUGAUUUUGAGGGAUCGGGUCAAGAGGGAAAUAACACAUACACAGUUACUAAAGGAUGGGGCCGUGAAAAUGUUAGGUACUUCAUCGCUUAGCAAUUCCGCAAGAAUUCAAGCUGUUGAACAGUUACAUAACGCAAUGGAUGAUAUUUAUAGAUACAAACAGCAAUUAGAUUUAUUGGAUAGUAUGGAGAAUCUCAAGCGGGUAGACACAAAGGAAAAGGUUGAAGUUAUCAAUAUACAGUUAAAUCUGGAGAUUCUUAUAGAAAAAUUGAAAACUACAGAUGAACCUGAGGAACAAGUCAAAACAUGUAACGAAAUUGCCAAAAUAUUUCAGAAUGAAGAUGCAAAAUUGAAGCUUCCCAGUAUCUCGAGUAUGAUUCCUAUAAUAUGGCCUAUGUUAAUGUCUGAUUCCGCAUCGGUUAAGUCUGCUGGGUUUCAACUAUUGAAAUACUUUAUCAACAAUUAUGAUGAUGUUGUCAUUCUAUUUUAUCAGUAUUUCAAACAUCAUCAGCACGAAAAGUACUAUUACUAUCCGUAUGUCAAGUAUUCUACAAUUGAAGUUGAUCCAUAUUUGGAUUUAGACUUAAAUCUGGAUUCAGACAACGAACGAGAUCCUGUGUCCAUCAACCCGAUUCAUAACAUUUCGAUUAAGCCAUUAACUAAAAAAAAUAAGAUUUCGGAUUUUACCAUACAAAAGUGGCAACCACUUUUACUCAUAAUUGCUGAAGUUUUGUUUGAUGAUGAUUUGAUGACAAUUUACCAGUGCACACUAUUUAUAGACAGAGUUUUAUUGUUAGGAGGGGUUGAAUUUAUAAACACUCUUGGAACAAGAUCACUAGUAUAUUGUUUGAAUAUGCAGCUUUCCAAAUUCACUUUUGACUGGGAAACACUAGUAGAGAGAAUACGAGUGAUAGUAACUUUACUUGAUGUCCUAUGUACUAUUGGUGAAAAAAAUGGUAAACUGGCAUACGAAUGUAAUGUUUUCAAAGAACUUAUCAGUUACACGAUUUCCAAUCCCUUUAUCAAUCCCAUUUUUCAGCAACCCACAAUUGCAGGGUUCCAAAUGGAGCAAUUCCAGGAUUCACUGAGAGAUAUAAGUAUGAUUUGCUUGCCUACUUUUCUGCACGUCUUACAGAAGAAUUCCGUGUAUUUAGUAAACAGUGAUUUUUGUGAAAGAAUUAUAGCAUCGUUAGAAGAUCAAAGGGGGAGUCACGUUACAGAGAUUAUCCAGAUACUUUUGUGUACAUGGUCUGGGCUUGGGUUAUUUUUGGAUGAUAACAAUAAAUGCUUGAAAAUGUUGCUUGAUGGAUUAUACGAUGGGCGCAAAAGAGCAAUUUUAAAUAUCAUUUCAUACGUUUUAGGUAUUCGAGGUGAUAUAAAGCUAUACAAUUGGGAAAAGGCGAACAGCGGAACACACAAUAUCAAUGAUGAAGGUAUGGCAAGUAAAGACAGCAUUAGAGUUUGUGAAUUCCGUAGUGUUUUUUUGAGUGCCUGUUUAGAAAGUCAAAUUCUGGAUUUAUUUGAUGAUAUUUCUGAUGGGCUUGAAAACGAAAUUGCACCUAUAUUGCGGAAAGUCUUUGAAAUCAGCGAAAAGAAACGAUUGAAAUGUCGUUAUAUAAUGAAGAAUGAGAGAUUGAACGAAUUAAUAAAACAGAAUGUUGAAAGUAAGAUUGAGAUUGAAGAUUCAAUCUUUUUGAAGACCACCACAAUAUCAUCAAUUAAUUCGCUUGUCUCUUUGACUGGUUCGACGAGUUUACUCACAGAUCAAAUUGGACCGAAUUUUCUGAAGCUGAAAUUGAAAACUAUGAAUGAGAAUAUUGAUAUAAAGCCAUUAAUUUGGUCAACGCAUGUUCCUCAGACUAAAGAAUAUAGAGAUUGGAAUUGGAAACUAAUUGGUACUUUAUUAAGGGGUGUGUUAUGGAACGAUAGAUUUUUCGAAGAUGCAUUAAAAGGGACCAAGUUUUUUAAGAGGUUGAUUUCAUUCUAUAAGCCACAAAAGGCCGGGUUUGUGCAAAUUAAGAAGAAAGAAAGAGUUAGUAAUUCAAGGAAAGUAGUGUUUGAUGAUGAUAGAAUCGAGAAUAGUGGAGGGGGCAUUGAGAGGUAUAAAUCUAAAAUCCACGAAAUUACCAAGUCUGAUCAGGAAGAGCAGCAUGAGGAUGACCAAGAUAAGUUGGAAAAGACUCUAACGAAUUACGAGUACAAAGAAUAUCACCAACCUGGUGAAGUAUAUAUUGAAAAUGGCAAGUCGUUAUUUUCAUUAUUGUUAAGCAAACGGGAAGGAGUUGAGAUAUUAAGGGAUAGUGGCAUUAUACAAACUUUGACUAUAUCUUUACUAAAAUGUUCAGGGGAGGUCAAAGUAGAAGGUCUAUUCGGUGAUAAAAGAAUGAGUGAGACAUUAAGUGCUGGAUACUUGAGUAUGAUUGGAGUCAUCAGUUCAUAUUCUAGCGGGGUCUCAUUAAUGGAGGAAUUUGAUAUGAUCGAUGCAUUUUUCCAAAUUAGAGAGGAGAAUGUUUUAAUUGAACUCACUAAGGAGCUAGAUGUGAUGAAGAGUGGGUUAAUCAGAAAGUUCAUUGAGAAGCAAAGUGUUGUUGGUAGCAAGAAGGUCCGGCUGAAUGUUAUCAGCCGUAUGAACAAGUUAUUGGACAAGGAAUAUGAAGAUUAUACCAUCGACAAGUGGGUUGUUAAGAUUCUAAUCAAUGCGAUUUAUGAUUUUAACAACGAGAUAUCCAAUAAAGGUAUCCAGGGGAUUAUAAAGUACUUAGAGAAAGGUGGAGAUAUUGCCUAUGUGCUGAGUUACAACCCGGAUAUUGGAGAACUAAAGGAGGUUGGAGGCGAGGUGUACGGCAGUGGGAUAUUGUGGUAUAUAUUAGGAUACGAUCUGGGGGUUGAAUAUGUCAACGAGAAAUAUGGGGGGCUAGUGGAACGGAUCGUAGAAGAGUGGGUCGAUAGACGGGAGGAAUGGGUCCAGAGAAUUGAAAUUGGAUUAUACGAGGAGUUACGAGGAAUCAGAGCUGUAGAGAAUGAUUACAGUCCUGAAAAGAAAAGGUACAAUUGUUUUGAAUUGUUUGAGAGGUUGGUUAAAACUGAUAGCGGUAUUUCAAGUGUUGUUAAAAUAAACGACAACAUUGUUUCUCAUAUCAACGAUGGUCAAUUGGAUGCUAUAGCCAUAUAUUCAUUAGGAGAAUUUGGACGUAGUGAAAAUGGAAUAAUGAUACUCGAGGAGGAAGGUGUUGUUGAAACCGUUGUUUCAAUAUGUGACAAUCGACAUAAUUAUGCCCAUAUAACAUGGAGAAUACGUGGGGCAGCAUUUAGUGCCCUUGCCGCUUGGCGGAUGCACCCGUUGGGAGUCGAGUUAGUGGAGGAGGCACGUGCCUCUGCUACAUGUCCAUCCUCAUAUGCUUACGGUAGAGUCACUUAUAGAGACACAAAUAUUGACAUAUGCACCGAGUUGGGAGGGGUCCACAUAGAUGAGGGGACUUCUCCCUCAAUUUGGGGGGGGAAAUCGACAACCAUUUUGACUCCAAUUUCGGCAUCUACUCAAGUUUCGGCCUCGGCGUCGGCAACAGUUUCGGCAUCAGUGUCGGCAUCGGCGUUGGAAAUUAUCCCGGAAUCUACGUUAACCAACAAAGGAUCAAGGGAAACCCCCUCGGAAUCCGCACCAGAGGAAUGGACCUCCACCCUCGGUGUCCGGGACCUUCUACGUGGAGUACUAGCUACUGGUGGCUCAGCAAUGGCCGGUUUGGCGGAAUCCGGAGAUGUGCGUGCGGAGACCGAGCCUGUUUUAGAGGAGCGGCUUGCCAAAAUAGCCGCAGAGGGGAGGAGUGCGGCACAAAUCUUAAAAUCACAAAAGGCUUUAAAGGAGAAAGACAUUAGCCGCACGCGGUACUGGGAGAAAAAUGCGGAGUUUGCAUUGGCCUUAUUUGGGGAGGGGGCAAUGCGGGGCCAUUAG
Molecule: messenger RNA, 3948 nt
Organism: Pichia kudriavzevii
Lineage: Eukaryota; Fungi; Ascomycota; Pichiomycetes; Pichiales; Pichiaceae
Exons: 1
Coding region: 1-3948 (1315 amino acids)
Biological process (GO): TORC2 signaling
Cellular component (GO): TORC2 complex
Source: RefSeq, a predicted model, not a curated record